Molecule: messenger RNA, 1772 nt
Organism: Zonotrichia leucophrys gambelii
Lineage: Eukaryota; Metazoa; Chordata; Aves; Passeriformes; Passerellidae
Gene: PIGM
Product: phosphatidylinositol glycan anchor biosynthesis class M
Exons: 1
Coding region: 75-1634 (519 amino acids)
Biological process (GO): GPI anchor biosynthetic process
Cellular component (GO): membrane; glycosylphosphatidylinositol-mannosyltransferase I complex
Molecular function (GO): GPI mannosyltransferase activity; alpha-1,4-mannosyltransferase activity
Source: RefSeq, a predicted model, not a curated record
GGCAAUGGGCAGCGGCGGUGCCGGGGGCAGUGCGGGUGGCGGUGCCCCGCAGCUCUUCCCGGACCCCGGUGCCGAUGUCCCGCCAGGCUCCCAGCCCGCAGCAGAGGCACCGCUGCCCACCGCCCCCCACGGGUCCCUCCCCGCGGCGCCCCGGCCCAGCGGCGCCCCAUGCCCCAUCCCAGUCCCUCUCCCCGCCGGGCCGGAGGGAGUGCGGGCCCACCCCGCCCGGGCCCGGUGCGCAGCGCGCAGGCGCGGGACCGCCUCCUACUCGCACACCGGCGGAAGCGGCACCGAGCGCGGCCGCCAGCGCCCCGUCCGCCGGGACCGCCCGAGCCCCGCGUGUCCCCGCUCCCGCAUUCCCGGCUCCCGCAUUCCCCCCGCCCCGCGCGGAUCGGAUGGCGGGGGUGGGUGCGGCCCUGCUCGCGGGGCUGCUGGCGAGGCUGGCGCUGGUGCUGUACGGGCUGCACCAGGACCGCACCAUGCGGGUGCGCUACACCGACGUCGACUACCGGGUGUUCACGGACGCGGCGCGGCUGGUGACCGAGGGGCGCUCGCCCUACCGGCGGGCCACCUACCGCUACACGCCGCUCCUGGCCUGGCUGCUGACGCCCAACGUGCUCCUCACCGAGGCCUUCGGGAAGCUGCUCUUCGUGGCCGGGGACCUGGCGGCUGCCGUCGUCGCUUACCGGGCCCUGCGGCGCCGGGGGACCCCCGCCGGCCGCGCCUGUGGGUGCUGCGCCGCCGCCUGGCUCCUGAACCCGCUGCCCAUGGCCGUGUCCAGCCGGGGCAACGCGGAGGCGCUGGUGGCGCUGCUGGUGCUCGCCACGCUCUACUGGGUGGAGGCGGGCAGCGUGGGCAAGGCCGCCGUGUGCUACGGGCUGGCCGUGCACAUGAAAAUCUAUCCCGUGAGCUACGCGCUGCCCAUAGCGCUCCGCCUGAGCGCCGCGCCGGGCCGCGGGGCGCUGCGGGACAGGGCGGCCAAGGGCACGGUCAUGGCCCGCCUCUGGCACCUCUUGGUAACGAUGCUGAGCCGCGACGUGCUGCUCUUUGGAACUGUUGCCGGAUCAGUGCUGGCUGCCUUGACUGUGGCAUUUUAUCACCUGUAUGGCUGGGAGUUUUUGGAGCACGCCUACCUCUAUCACCUGACUAGGAGGGAUAUCCGUCAUAACUUCUCUCCGUAUUUCUACAUGUUGUACUUGACAGCAGAGAGCAAGUGGAGUUUUGCCCUUGGGCUCGCAGCUUUCCUGCCCCAGCUGCUUUUGCUCCUGGUUGUUUCCAUAGCGUUCUACAGAGACCUUGCCUUCAGUUGUUUCCUACACACCGCUAUUUUUGUGACUUUUAACAAAGUAUGCACAUCCCAGUACUUUGUCUGGUAUCUCUGCCUUUUGCCCCUUGUAAUGCCUAGUAUUAAGAUGUCCUGGCAUAGGGCCGUGCUGCUUCUCUGUCUGUGGUUCAUGGGACAAGGCCUGUGGCUUACUCCUGCGUUCUUUCUGGAGUUCAAAGGAUAUAACACUUACUUAUUUAUAUGGAUGGCAGGCUUGCUUUUCCUUUUAAUUAACAGCCUCAUAAUUGUUCAGAUUAUUGCACAUUAUCAGAAAGAAACACAAGUUGCAAAAAAACUGAAGCAACGAUAAUAAACUGUCCAAAAUCCAUAAACAGCCCUACUCUCCUUGGUAAGGCAUCGCAUAUCACCAGCACUUCAACUAAAACAACUGCAGUUAAGUUGUACUAAAGCACAUUGUGUGUCAUUGUUACUGUUUCAGGCCGUGAGA